Messenger RNA from Solanum tuberosum (potato), 1809 nucleotides. RefSeq lists its product as uncharacterized. Lineage: Eukaryota; Viridiplantae; Streptophyta; Magnoliopsida; Solanales; Solanaceae. The transcript is spliced from 7 exons. The record is from RefSeq and is a predicted model, not a curated record. Bases 354 to 1616 code for a protein of 420 amino acids.
UCCUCUCUCCUUUUACUAAAGCCAUUCCAUUUUGAUUUUUUUUGGUUUGCCUUUUCUUGGUUUCACCCAAGUAGUCAGAUUUGGUAAUCUAAUACAGAGGAAGGUAAAAAGUAGAACACACAAGGGGAAGGGGGUAGUGGGAAUGUGAAGAAGAAAAAAGGGUCUCUAUCUUUGUGGUUCAUAAGCAUUUGUAUUGUAUAGUUUUUGCUCAACAAGAUAAAAAAAAACAAUAAAAAUUGAAUCUUUAAGACAAAUUUUUCUACAGGAGUUGAGUUUGAGUGUUGAGAAGAGAAAAGGAGUUUAGUUUUUAUUUUAAAGAGAGAAGUGGGAAACAAAGAAAAAAAAGGGAAAAAAUGGUGGGCUCAGGAACAUCAGAUAGAAGCAAAGAAGCAGUUGGGAUGAUGGCCCUUCAUGAGGCACUUAGAAGCGUCUGUCUUAACACAGACUGGACUUAUUCAGUCUUCUGGACCAUUCGUCCUCGACCGAGAGUUAGAGGUGGUAAUGGUUGUAAAGUUGGAGAUGACAAUGGUAGCUUGAUGUUGAUGUGGGAAGAUGGAUUCUGCAGAGGUAGAGGAACAGAUUGCUUGGAAGAGAUGGAUGGUGAAGAUCUUGUGAGAAAAGCCUUCAGCAAAAUGUCCAUUCAGUUAUAUAAUUAUGGAGAAGGGUUGAUGGGUAAAGUUGCCUCUGAUAAGUGUCAUAAAUGGGUUUUCAAGGAGCCUACUGAAUGUGAACCAAACAUAUCAAAUUACUGGCAGAGUUCAUUUGAUGCUCUCCCACCUGAGUGGACUGACCAGUUUGAGUCAGGGAUUCAGACUAUUGCUGUGAUUCAAGCUGGACAUGGCCUACUGCAACUGGGAUCCUGCAAGAUUAUACCGGAAGACCUUCAUUUCGUGUUAAGAAUGAGGCACACGUUCGAGUCUCUAGGCUAUCAAUCUGGUUUCUAUUUGUCACAGCUAUUUUCUUCAACAAGGACUAGUUCGCCUUCAUCUGCAAUUCCUCUUAAGCAGCCGACUAUGCCAAUUCGCGCUCCUCCUCCACUUUUCAACUGGGGACCAAGGGCAAUGCCUUCAGCAUCUUCGCUACUAUCCUCUCCCAACUUCCAAAACUCCGCGAGACUUGGUAUUCCACAGUCGAAAGAUGAAUCACAUAUGUUCCUUCAACUUCCUCAUUCAUCCGAACCACGAAUGGAAGACAUGAUGGGAGCUGCUGCUGAUCAUGAGAGUGAUAUCAAGUGGCCUAAUGGAUUAACUUUCUUUAGUGCUCUCACUGGUAGAAAUGAUGAUUCCAGGAUCCUGUUCAAUCCUGAUAGCUUAGGUUCCAAACCGGAUCAUAAUCAGCACCCGCUUAGUCUUGAUGGGAAGACUUCAAAUCCGAACUCAGAUGCUUCUAGCUUGCACAACAACGGAGGUGCUAAUCCAAACGAUUUCUUGAGCCUGGAUAGCCACCCUGAUAGUGUUCGGAAGAUGGACAAGUUCAAGAGAAGCUAUACGCUUCCUGCUAGGAUGGCUUCGUCUUCUAAUUCAUCGACUUCACUUGAUCAGCACGCGAAUAAUCCCGGAGAAUAUAGGAAUGAAGGAGGAAUGUACCCUGAUGUGAUGGAGAGAUUCUUGGAAUGAUCUUUCUAGGGUUAUGGUGGGGGAGAAGUUGUACUUAAGAAAAAGCUUUUAGUUGUGUUUUCUGUUUAAUUUAGUGCUCUUUUAAUAGUUUGGUUUUCCUUCAUCCUUUGGACCAUUGAAUGUUUCCACUUUUUCUUGUAGUCUUUUUUAUCAGUUCAUCUAGAAAUGAAGGAAAAUUUAUGCUUCUCCAUGA